GAGGAGUCAGUUCCUCAUUUGUAUAUAGAUGCUGUUCUGAAAAGCUUCAUUUUACUCCCGGAAUGCCAACAGUCAGAAUGUCAAUGAAGGUAUUAUCGUAUCUGGUGGGACUGACCGUUACACUGUGCAUUUUACAAAGUGAUAUUUUUGUUUCAGGAAAUGUAAGAUUUGUGAGAGAAGUUAACCCUCCAUCUCCAAUCGAUUGUCAGCUAAGCAACUGGGGCAAUUGGAGUGAAUGUGAUCCGUGUACAAAGCUAAAGUAUCGAUCUCGAAGCAUUGUAAAAUUUGGUCAAUAUGGAGGAGCACGUUGCUUGAGUUCAUUGGGAGAAAGUCGGCGUUGUAAACCUGAUGCAGCCUGCGAGCAGGAACGUGUUGAUUGUGGAAAUGAUUUUGAAUGUGAAUCAGGUAGAUGCAUAAAAACAAGGUUACUGUGUAACAAUGAUAAUGACUGUGGAGACAACUCUGAUGAACAAUGUGAGGAUGAACAAGAGCCAAAGCCACCAUGCCGCAACUUGAACAUUGAAUUGUCAGAAUUAGGAAGAACGGCAGGGGAUGGUGUGAAUAUAUUGGGAAUGCAUCCAGGGAGAAAUCCUUUUGACAACGAAUAUUUUAAUGGAAUGUGUGACAAAGUUUGGGAUGGGAACACCAGAACUUAUUACCGCAAACCGUAUAAUGUAGCUUCUUUGGUUUACCAGACAAGAGCUGACAAAACAUUUGCAUCAGACACAUUUGAGGAUUCAAAAGAAGUAAUUGUAAAGAUUUUACAAGAAACAACAAAUAACUUUGACGCAUCGUUUUCCAUCAAAAUUACUCCUACAGAAUCAAACGUCUCUCUUACAGGAUCUUUGGGAAUAAACACAAAUAGAAGUGAAAGUUUACAAAACCUCAAAACAUAUUUUAAAAAAACGAAUAAAACAUUCCUGAAAGUGACGGGGAAUAUACAGUUAGCAACAUUUCAGAUGAGAACCCGAAAUGCCAUUUUAUCACCGCUUUUCCUUGAGGAUCUCAACAGUCUUCCAACUUUUUACGAAAAAGCAGAUUAUUAUUCAUUCCUAGAAAUGUAUGGCACUCAUUAUACAGUUUCAGGAAGUCUUGGAGGAAAAUAUAAUCUUGUUUAUGUAUUAGAUUCUACCGUUAUGAAGGAAAAAGACAUACAAACAGCAGAUGUCAAGGAUUGCCUUGGAUUUAAUGUGGGAGUAACUGCAGCCAUAGAAGGUGUAGAUGUAAAAGGUGGGAUAAAGAAUGAUAAAUGUACAAAGAACAAUCAAUACAGUGAAGACAACCCAAUAAAAUCAGCUGUGAUUGAGGAAGUCAUUCCUUUUGUUGAAGGAGGAACUGUAAUUCAAGCAACAGCCCUGAAUGAAAAGCUGUCUAAGAGUUAUAAAGAUAUGGAUGUGGACGACUAUGUAAAAUGGUCUGGAACUAUAGUAGAUGCACCAGUCAUUAUAAAAUCCAAGACAUCUCCAAUUUACACUCUAAUUCCACCUGAUCUGAAAGAUGCCUACACAAAGUCAAAGAACUUGGAACGAGCCAUUGAAGAUUACCUUGAGGAAAACAGUGUGUGCAAAUGCCAGCCUUGUCAAAAUGGUGGCACAGUAAUUGUGUUAGAUGGCGAAUGUGUUUGUAAAUGCCAAAGACAUUAUACCGGAGUGGCAUGCCAGACAGCAAAAUCUGAUAUUUUACCUAAAUCAAACCCUCAGGUGGAUGGGAGAUGGAGUUGUUGGUCUCCUUCAUCUUGCAAAAAUGGAGAAAUAACUCUAACACGUCAAUGCAAUAACCCUGCUCCGCAACAUGGGGGUCAAUCAUGCCAUGGAGAUAACAGAAAAUCCGUGCCAUGUUGAUUAACAUGAAUUUCUGUCUAUAAGCCAGCUUCAAGGGACAGAGCACUAAGUAUGUGACUAAGAACAUAAAACAUUGCAAGGAUUAAGAAAAUGAACAGCAAAAUAAUUGACUACAUCUUGUCAAUAAACUUAACAUCUUAAAUUGCAACCUCUCAAAAU
Messenger RNA from Pelobates fuscus (common spadefoot toad), 2000 nucleotides. It is a transcript of the gene C9, whose product is annotated as complement C9. Gene Ontology annotation, cellular component: membrane attack complex. Bases 63 to 1841 code for a protein of 592 amino acids. The record is from RefSeq and is a predicted model, not a curated record. Lineage: Eukaryota; Metazoa; Chordata; Amphibia; Anura; Pelobatidae. Gene Ontology annotation, biological process: complement activation. The transcript has 11 exons. Gene Ontology annotation, molecular function: protein binding.